This is a messenger RNA of Ogataea parapolymorpha DL-1, 1626 nucleotides long. RefSeq names its product general amino acid permease. The transcript has a single exon. NCBI's taxonomy places the organism in Eukaryota, Fungi, Ascomycota, Pichiomycetes, Pichiales, Pichiaceae. Gene Ontology annotation, biological process: amino acid transmembrane transport. Gene Ontology annotation, cellular component: membrane. The record is from RefSeq and is a predicted model, not a curated record. Gene Ontology annotation, molecular function: amino acid transmembrane transporter activity. The coding region runs from base 1 to 1626 and encodes 541 amino acids.
AUGGAUUCAGAGAAAAGCAUCAGUGUUGUCGAGCUCGAGCAGCAAGAGACCUCCACCAGCUGGCUGCGCCGCACACUAGCCACAUUCAAACCCGCCGCCGUGACCAACGGUGUCGACGUGCCCCUGAAACACCAGCUCGGCUCGUUCCAAAUGCAAAUGAUCUCGCUGGGCGGGUCUAUUGGCACCGGCCUGUUCCUCGGCUCCGCCCAGUCGCUCAGAGACGGUGGUCCCGGCGGUAUCCUGAUCUGCUACUCGCUCAUCUCCGUCAUGGUGUUCUGCAUGGUGCACUCGCUGGCCGAGCUUGCGUGCAACUUCCCUGUUCCUGGGGCGUUCUCGUACUACGCCACCACCUUCAUUGACCCGAGCUGGGGGUUUGCCAUCAGCUGGAACUACGUGAUGCAGUGGCUGGUGCUGCUGCCGCUCGAGCUCAGCGCCGCGUCCAUCACAUUCAAGUUCUGGGACGGGUUCCCGAUCGGCGACGGCUACCUGAUCACGGCGUUUUUUGUCAUGAUGAUCCUCAUCAACAUGUUGCCCGUGAGGAUCUACGGCCUUGCAGAGGUGCUGUUUUCGGUGACUAAAAUCGUGGCUAUUUUCGGCUUUCUGGUCACGGGACUUGUGAUCCUGUUCGGCGGAGUGCCCCAUCACGCAGCCAUUCUCGACCGGUACUGGAAAGAUCCGGGGCCGUUCACGCCAGCAGGCUUCAAGGGCGUUGUCGCCGUGUUUGUCACCGCCGCCUUCAGCUUUAGUGGCACAGAGCUGUGCGGCCUGUGUGCAGCAGAAACGCCAAACCCGAUCAAGUCGAUCCCCAAGGCGUCCAAACAGGUGUUCUGGCGGAUUCUAUUCUUCUACAUCAGCUCACUCACGCUGGUGGGGCUGUUGGUGCCAUACAAUGAGCCGCGACUCAUGGCUCGAGGCGAACGAAGCGCCAACAGCUCGCCGUUCGUGAUUGCAAUCCGCAACGCCGGCAUUCCUGUGCUCCCGUCGAUCAUGAACGUGGCGAUUCUGAUUUCCAUCCUGUCGGUUGGAAACUCGGCAAUCUACGCCACCUCGCGCACACUGGUGUCGUUGGCCAAGGCGGGCAUGGCGCCGCGCUGCUUCGGCUUUGUCGACCAGGGCGGCCGGCCAAUGGUGGCCAUCGGCGUGACGCUGGCGUUUGGGUGUCUGAGCUACGUGUCGCUGGUCGGCAACGGCGCACAGAUCCUGUUUUCGUGGCUGCUUGCGCUGUCUGGGCUCAGCUCGCUGCUUACGUGGUGCUCGAUCGGGUUCUCGCUGGUCCGCUUCCGCAGCGGCCUCGCCGCGCACGGGCAGAGUGCACGUGACCUCUGCUACGUGUCGCGCACGGGCCUGUGGGGCGCGUACGUAUGCUUUGGUUUUGGCGUGGUGGUGCUGGUGGCGCAGCUGUGGAUCGCUGUGCUGCCCGUCGAGGGCGCUGCGAGCGUGGAAAAGUUCUUCAAGGUGUAUUUGGGGGCGUUUGUGGUUGCGCUUUUUUUCGCCGGGCACAAGCUGUACGUGUACGUGACCACGGGCGAGCUGGGCUUUGGCGUGGACCCAGCGCAGAUGGACGUGUUUACAGGACGUCUCGUCGCAGACGGCGGCAAAAAAGAUGGCUCAGAAAGUAGCAUUUAA